Strongyloides ratti is the source of this 780-nucleotide messenger RNA. RefSeq lists its product as hypothetical. The record is from RefSeq and is a predicted model, not a curated record. The transcript has a single exon. Bases 1 to 780 code for a protein of 259 amino acids. Lineage: Eukaryota; Metazoa; Nematoda; Chromadorea; Rhabditida; Strongyloididae.
AUGAAAUAUUUUAUUCUUCUUUCUUUUCUACUAUGUAUAUCAGUUAUUUCUUCUUUAAAUUUUAAAAUUUUUAACUUAUUUAGAACAAAAGAACCAAAAACAGCACUACCACCAGUAACAAUACCACAAACAACGACGCAAUCAACAACAACAAAACCAUCAAUAAUAACAACACAAUCAAUAAUAACAACACAAUCAAUAACAACAAAACCUUCAAUAAUAACAACACAAUCAGUAACAACAACACAAUCAAUAACAACAACACAAUCAAAAACAACAAAACCACCAGUUCCGCCAAAACCAUCAAUUCCACCAAAACCAUCAAUUAAUAUAACCAAACGUGACUGGAAACCGUGGAAUAUAACAUUAAAUGACACAUUAGUAUUAAGAUUAGGAAAUAGGGGAGUAAAUAAAUACAACAGAGAUUAUAAACCAACUUUAUUAACAUUUAUAAACGUUACAUCAGCUUUUCAACGUGGUGAUGUAAAAAAAGGAACCAAAGAAGCUAAGCUAAUAGUUAUGGUUACAAAAAUCAUUAAUAAUCAAACUAUUCCAAAUUCUUGUCAAUUACUUCGUACAGUACUUAAUGUAACUAAUCAUGAAAAUGAAAUCGAAAGAUAUAAGGUAACAAGAGUAAAACUUUUCAAUGUAACUCUAAAAGGAGAGUGCAAACCAACGGUAAAUAUUACAAAAAUUGAAGAAAGAGCGAAAAAAAGAGAAGAAGCAAAAGCAAAAGCAAAAGCAAGCCAAAAUACAAAUACAAUAGUAAAAAAAAAUUAA